AUGGCCGUCUUUACAAACGAGGUCGUGGGAAAACUCGUUAAUUUGUGGGAAGAAGAGGAAAGUCUCUGGAAUGUAUCUAGCGAGGCAUGUCAUAAGAAAGAAUCUAGGAACAUUUCCCUUUCUAGAAUAAAAGAAAAUCUUAAAAAAGACAUGAAGAUGGAUUUUACAGUCACUCAAAUUAAUUGCAAGCUGCAGAGCCUGAGAUGUUACUAUGCCAACGAAUUAAAGAAAAUGAGGUCAAGCAAAAAAAGUGGAUCUGGAAUUAGUGAUCUAUACACGUCAAAGUGGCCAUUUUUUGCAACCUUGGACAGCUUCCUAAGAGAACAAAUCACUCCAAGACAAUCAAUGAGCACAUUGGAUAUCAGUAAUACCUCCCAAAACAAUGAUGAAGAUGAUGAAAAAAAUGAUGACAAAGAACUAGAAACUCCGACUAAAAGAAAGAAGAAACGAAACCUGCCCGAGGAAGUCAUGGAGAGGGCUGUUUCUGCUUUGUCAAGCAUUCAAGAGCGAAAAACAGAUGUUGAGGAUGAGGACUCUGUAUUUGCAAAACUUAUUGCGAAUGAGCUCAGGAAAAUUAAAGAUCUCAGAAAAAAAUCUUUGUUGAAAAUAAAAAUUCAACAGUUAAUUUUUGAUACACAAUUCAGCAAUGUUACUUCUUCAAAUUUAGCUUCUUUAAAUUCUUUUAAUUCCUCUUCGGAUACAAAUACAAUGAAUCCAUUAACUCAGAUGACUUCAUUAAUGGCCACAGAAUUUGAUGAAUAA
Molecule: messenger RNA, 762 nt
Organism: Saccostrea echinata
Lineage: Eukaryota; Metazoa; Mollusca; Bivalvia; Ostreida; Ostreidae
Exons: 3
Coding region: 1-762 (253 amino acids)
Source: RefSeq, a predicted model, not a curated record